AUGACCACCUGCAUCGAAAAGAGAAAGCCCGCCUUUGUCCUGGUGCCUGGCGCCUCUCAGAAUCCAGCCCAUUACGCCUACCUCCUCCACCUCCUCCAGUCGGCCGGAUAUGGAGCUACCACUGGCCUGCUCCCCAGUAUCGGCGCCCAGGGCGAAGUGACCGCCGCCGAUGAUGCCGACUACGUCCGCAACCAUCUAAUCCUUCCUAUGCUCAACAUCGGCAACCGGGAUGUGAUCCUGAUCAGCCAUUCCUACAGUGGAAUGCCGGCGAGCGCGGCUGCGCGCGGGCUUGGUCCUGCAGACCGCGCCGCCGAGGGCAAAACAACCUCCGUUGUCGGCCAAAUCUUCAUCGCAACCAUCCUACCACGCGGUGGACUGAGUGUCAUCGAUUCAUUUGGUGGUCAUCUACCUCCUCAUAUGUAUAUCGAUCAAGAGCACAACCUUCUCAAAUGCGACGAUCCCAAGCCUCCAUUGUUCUACGAUGUAGAACCAACCCUAGCGGACGCGGCUACCCAAACCUCGCUCAGUCAGGGGCUCAUCUCAUUCUCGAGCCCCUGCCCCGAAGCGAGCUGGGACACCGAGGCCUUCCGCGACCGAGUCGCGUAUGUCCACACUCUCAAGGACCACGCCGUUCCGUACGAAGCGCAGGUCGCCAUGGUCCAGGCUACCGGGGUGAAAUGGAUCACCUGCGAAGUCGCGGCCGGUCACAGUGCGCAGUUGUCCGCCCCAGAGGAUCUGACCAAAAUCAUUCUGAAGCUGGCCCAACAAUUCUGUUCGCUCUGA
This is a messenger RNA of Aspergillus bombycis, 783 nucleotides long. RefSeq names its product alpha/beta hydrolase. The transcript has 2 exons. Lineage: Eukaryota; Fungi; Ascomycota; Eurotiomycetes; Eurotiales; Aspergillaceae. The record is from RefSeq and is a predicted model, not a curated record. Bases 1 to 783 code for a protein of 260 amino acids.